Molecule: messenger RNA, 1364 nt
Organism: Cariama cristata (Red-legged seriema)
Lineage: Eukaryota; Metazoa; Chordata; Aves; Cariamiformes; Cariamidae
Gene: CREB3L2
Product: cAMP responsive element binding protein 3-like 2
Exons: 8
Biological process (GO): regulation of transcription by RNA polymerase II
Molecular function (GO): cAMP response element binding; DNA-binding transcription factor activity, RNA polymerase II-specific
Source: RefSeq, a predicted model, not a curated record
CAGUGGAUCCCCUGCAUUUGCCUCCAACCCCUCCCAGCAGCCAUGGCAGUGACUCUGAAGGAGGGCAGAGCCCGGCUAGAUCGCUCCCUCCUUCAAGCCCAAUCCAACUACAAGCCACAACAAAAGUGACAUCACGCACAGCUUCAGCACUCUCAAAUUCCCCUCUCCUGACUGCACCACAUAAAUUACAGGGGACUGGCCCACUCAUCCUGACAGAGGAGGAGAAGAGAACGCUGAUAGCAGAGGGGUACCCAAUCCCUACCAAACUCCCCCUGACAAAAGCAGAGGAGAAAGUGCUGAAGAAAAUUCGCAGGAAAAUAAAGAACAAGAUCUCUGCCCAGGAAAGUAGAAGAAAAAAGAAAGAAUACAUGGACAGCCUGGAAAAAAAAGUUGAGACUUGUUCAAAUGAAAAUAGUGAGCUGCGUAAGAAGGUUGAAGUCCUGGAGAAUACUAACAGAACACUUCUGCAGCAGUUGCAGAGACUCCAAGCCAUGGUUGCUGGGAAAGUGUCCCGUUCAUGUAAAGCGGCUAGCACACAGACAGGGACCUGUCUCAUGAUGGUGGUGCUGUGCUUUGCCGUAGUUUUUGGCAGCUUCUCUCAGAGCUAUGGGCCAUAUCCUUCUGCUACAAAGAUGGUGUUACCCAGGCAGCAUUCCUCGCCAGAGUCCUACACAGACUCCAUUGUGAGGUCAAGGAGUCUGCUAAUUUAUGAAGAGCCUCACCAACUGGAGGAGUCGUCAAGCCCAAUCUCCUUUGCGGAUCGCAAUGACAGGCAAGCAGACACCUCCAAGUACACAGCGCUGUCCCUGGAAGCCGUGCCAGGGACACAGGAUGAUAUCAUGCAGUUCACAAUAGCCAACGAGACGAGGCUAGAGAAGUCAGUGCUGCUGGGCCUGCAGCAACACAGAGUCAACUCCGAACUAGAAGGAAAUGAAACACUGAAGAUAAUUGAAAUAGAUAGAAGAGUCAAUGCCACCUCUUAAAAAUAAAAAAGGCCCUUUUUUUCUUGACUUCCCUCUUUCCCACAUAUUUUCAACCAAAGUCCCCCUGACUUGUCAUCCUCAGUGAACCAAAGCACAAAAGAGAGGGAAUUCAACUUCUACAUUGACUGGGAGGCUGUGGUUACAGAUGCGAUCUCUUGUCUUUGUAACUCCCUUCCUCAGUUCACACAAAGUCCCUGUCUUUGCUUUUAUUCCAUUCCUGUCUAAUACUGCAAGGACAGGAUUGAAUUAUGAUGGCAGAUCAUGCCAGCAGUGUGCCAGUGACUGGUGGGUGUGUGUGUGCGUGCAGGCACGCAUCGUAAUCUGAGCACAAAGACAUUCUGUAGAAGAGUGAAAUACGCAAAACUGAUGGGAGCAUGUGGG